Engraulis encrasicolus (European anchovy) is the source of this 12535-nucleotide messenger RNA. Its product is annotated as myosin heavy chain, fast skeletal muscle-like. The transcript is spliced from 39 exons. The coding region runs from base 4352 to 10174 and encodes 1940 amino acids. NCBI's taxonomy places the organism in Eukaryota, Metazoa, Chordata, Actinopteri, Clupeiformes, Engraulidae. Gene Ontology annotation, biological process: muscle contraction. The record is from RefSeq and is a predicted model, not a curated record. Gene Ontology annotation, cellular component: myosin filament; cytoplasm; myosin II complex. Gene Ontology annotation, molecular function: ATP binding; microfilament motor activity; actin filament binding.
AUUACAUGGUAUUAAAUAUUGUUACACUGGUUAUUACACUGUACCUAAUGUGGUAGAUCCACUGUAAUAGUAAACCAUUAAAAUAAAGUGUUACCAAAGAAGGUUAGGAAAAAAGGAAAGGAAAUAGAUAUAUAGCACACCUUUACUCAUAUAACAAGUGAAGAGAAACUUUAAAUUAUAAAACUACACGACAUAUAUACUAGAUUAUAAAUAAUUCAUUUAAAUGAAGAAGGUCAUGCAGAACACACCCGUUCACGUACACAAUAUAAAAGAGCAUCACUGUAAGAUAAAAUAUUUAUUUACAAUAGGAAAAGAAAAUAUUUACCUUUAGUACACCAUGUCUCAAAGUUGUGUCUAACUCAUUCAUCUGUGCUCUGCAUUGCCUAAAACGGCUUUGCUUUGCUUGCUCAGCUUCACACUUCUCCAAUAGCUGUAUCAUCAUCAUGAUGCUUCUCCUAGACUAUGAAAAUGGAGCAUAAUGCCAGAUACUAUAUUGGUGUACCCACACUACAGCAGGGUUGGCUGGGACAAUGAAUCAGGCCGGGCAUUUUUGGCCAAGACCAGUCAGCCAGGCAUUGAGAGAGACACUGAAGUCUGUAACAAUAUUUUGUUUGUCAUGUAUUACAAGCUAUUUUGGCCUUCAACAGGCAAAACGACUUGCCUAUUUAAAUCUGACUCUGACAGGUCAGCUGAAGCAGCAUGAGGACUGAUACCACUACAUUGAGGUGAGGACCAGGCCAAAAUCAACAACAGUCCACCGGGCAAAUGCCCUGUAUACUUUAUGGCCAAUCAAGCUAUGCUGACCAGUAUUGGAUUUCAGAUUUUAUUGGUUUUAUUAGCUCAUUUAAUCACAUGUGUCAACCCUGACCUGAAUUAGAUUUCAGCAGCCUGCUUGCCAAACGGUCAGAACGGGCCUGACCUUUAUUAUGAACUUAAAAUAUAAGACAAGAUGAUAAAUCUUAAAAGGAAUCCAUGUAUCAAGUACCAAUGAAAUGGGCCUAUGGUGGUCUUUCCUUAAUGGAGACUUAGAGAUUGCCCCCAAAGUACCAUGCCAUGCAAAAACAAUGUCAUCUUCGUACAGGGAGCAUCAAUUUGUACCAUUUUUUGGGCUACGGUCAUUACUCGACUACUUCUUGCAAUGGGAUUUAGCUUCAAAUGCGGUAUUCUACAAUAAUAUUCAGUAUGACACUGCUAUUGUUAGAAUAUUCUCUGAAAUAUUCAGAUAUGAUUCACUGUGGUGCAUUAUACAGUGACUGGUAUUGGGCACUUAUUUUCAGUGGAUUAUGUGGGCUAUUGCAAGUUUAAUUCGUGCCAUCACACUAUGUAGCAUAACUUUGAUACAAAUGGAUGCAAAUGUUCAAUAAUUCCUUGGUCAAUUUCGUGUGUGUGUGUGUGUGUGUGUGUGUGUGUGUGUGUGUGUGUGUGUGUGUGUGUGUGUGUGUGUGUGUGUGUGUGUGUGUGUGUGUGUGUGUGUGUGUGUGUGUGUGGGUGUGUGUGUGUGUGUGUGUGUGUGUGUGUGUGUGUGUGAGCGCGUGUGUUAGCGUGUGUGUGUGUUAGCGUGUGUGGAUGAUUCAAAGAGGGGUGAGAGGACGAUGUAUGUUUUGUGUGGAUAUGAGAAUGUCUAUAUUUAUAUUGAAGUCUAUGUUAAAAUUACAGAAGCUCUAGUAACCAUACAAUCUGUCAUUGGCAAUCGACAUUAAAGGCUUAUCUUAUCUCGACACAAUUACAGUAUGGCCAUUGUACUAUCAUGAACACGUUCUCUAGCUAAGGUUCUCUACUUUACAGUUAGGCCUACAUUAUCUCUACUAAUAAUUCCCUGGUAGCAUCUUUGUGCUGUGAUGGCCCAGUCACACUUUGCUGGAAUGUCUCAACUACAACAUAAGAACAUGGUUACUGAGAGCCUAGAGUAACAGAUUAAGACUGGGUCAUUACAGUUUUGAGGAUAAUAAAGGUAUAGUAUAGACUCUGCACAACAGGGUUAAACACAAUAAGGGGUCAAGGAGGGUGACACCAUUGAAGCGAUAGAGAAAUUCUACCCAAUUUCACCAUGCUGUUGUAUUCCUCACUCUACCCUUUGACUUUUCAGUACCCAAACACGCACCAUUUUUUCAAGCCCUUUCUGAGUUCCUGGCCAGCUCAUGUGGGCAUGGGUUUGGUUACAUUUCAUCAAAUCAUCAUGAAAUAUCAUUCAAAAGUUAGUACUUUGUUGUGUUAGGUGUCUACUGAUGUUGCAUAACUUGUGGAAUGGUAUUUUGAUUCCAAUGUUUCAACAACUAAGUUCACAAACCCAUGCUUUUUUCAUUGUUACAUUUUCUUGUUGUGAUUAAUAUUAUAUUUUAGUGUGUUGUGUUCCCCUGCAUCUGUUUUUCUAGCCAUAGCGUCUAUGUUCUACUACAUCACGCUAUUUUGGAAAAGGUCCAGUGAAAUUUUCAUACAUUUGUAAAUGUGAAAGUGAAUGUCCAUUGGGAAACUCCAACUCCCAUUGUCAUUGUGACACAGCACUCCACAGCACACAAGUGCACACUGCACACAACAAAAUUGCAUUUAUGCCUCACUCGUACAAGGGGGCAGCCCUCAAUGGCACCCCUAGGGAGCAGUGCGGCGGGACACUACCAUGCUCAGGAGGAGGCUGGGGGAGAGCACUGGUUGAUGAGAUUUGAUUCAGAUGCAAGCCCAGCAAAUUACACACAGCUAAGGGAACCAAGUUUAGAUCCUGCCCCACAGCUACAUACUUAAAAAGGCCAUGAACUGUGUCAUUAAAGUCAUUAAAACGGAGCAUCCUGAUCAAGCAUUAAGUUAACAGCUGUCAAAACCCACACCCUCUAGAUAGGGUCAUGUUUCUCAGUAGGAUAGACUUUCAUUAUUAAUAACAUCAAACGGUGCUUCGAGCCUCUUCUUGCAACACAAAAUACAGUCCCUGUGUCUUGUCAUGAAGAUUGUUCUUAAGACCGUAUUUCUCCUUGUCUCAACAGAACAGCUAGGACUAGUAACAUCUUACACACCUCAACGAGUGACAUUACUGGAGCAGUAAUCACCAAUCACCUUGAUAAUAAUCCUUUGAUAAUAAUCACAUCAUUCAUAUGUGGGUUGACACGUGUGCACUCAUCACUAAAUCAGCAUCCUAAAUGACAAUAAAAGACAGUGUUGAAUUUGAUCAUUUAUACGUGUAGCUACUAGCAAGCCAUCGCUAUAAGAACAAAAGAACAAACAAGAAAAAACUAAAACAUUAAGCAGUUAGGAUAGGUGGAUGGCUAUUGGUCCUUCCAGCAGACCGUUUUGAACCAUAGAGUAUAUCUGAUGUAGUUAAACACACACACGCACGCACGCACACACCAUUUGUUUUAGAGUAUCAGAUAUGAUGUCUAAUUCUGUUCAUUUGUGACCACCCUGCUAAAGAUUCUGCCAUAACACUUUUGCAAAUACUAUCACCAAUCCCUAAAAAUGAAUUACUUAAGAACAUCUUCAUUCUAGUGGUUUAUAUGCUGUGCAGUAGGCACACACAAUAAGCACACCUCUAUAUAUAAAAUGUACGUAUCCUUAUAUGUCAACAAGUACAUGCCCAUAUCAAGUAGAUUAUAUUUGCUGACAGGCCACAAGGGACCACAUAUAUAAACCUGAGAGCCAAGUCUGUCCCUAAGUCCAACUGCUGCCUUCUUCAGGUGAGUGAGAGUAUCUCUAGAUAGCUGAGUUUCUAGUUAGGGGAAAGAAAAGCAUUUCAAUUAUAAAUGAAACUCUGAAAACAGCAUAUAAUAUCUGGUGCAGAUGCCCUUUCAAUUAAAAACAAUCAGUAAUAACUUAAAGCUUUGUUGAAUAUUUUUCAGACACGCUGAACCAGUUUCUGUUGGGACUUGGAAAGGUAUGUAGAAUUAAUUCUGGAGAGUAACUUUACCAACAUGAAGAUUUAAAUCCCCUACAAUUGACAUUAAAAAAAAACACUCUUGCUAUCUCAGCACUGUGGGGAGCACUUUGAUGCAAAUGUGUGACAUCAUACAAAGUUAUUGACAGAAAGAAAUUAAUGACUGAAUGAAGCAAAGGACAGCACUCUUCAGAUGCUUUUUAUUUGUUUAUUCGCUUCAUUCAUUCAUUCAUUCAUUCAUUCAUUCAUUCAUUCAUUCAUUCAUUCAUUCAUUCAUUCAUUCAUUCAUGUUUUAUGUGGGAUUCAGCACCCAGCUAAGAACUGUUACAAUAGCCUAUUAAGGCGAUAGUGUGAGCGCGUCUUCUCCACUUUUGCAGAAAGAAAUUAAAUGGUUGCCAACAAUACAAAACAUACAAAAUAACUAAUAACAACUAUAAGGAAAAACAGUAGUAAAAGGAAACCUCAUCCUUCUUCCUAGAUAACGAACCUGCCAUCAUGGGGGAUGGAGAUAUGGAGUGCUUUGGCCCUGCGGCCAUCUACCUCCGCAAGCCAGAGAAAGAGCGUAUGGAGGCCCAAACCACGCCCUUUGAUGCCAAAUCAGCUUUCUUUGUGGUUGACAAAGACGACGAUUAUGUGAAAGGAACCCUUAUCAAAAGAGAGGGUGGCAAAUGUGUAGUAAAAACUCUGGAGGGGGACAAGAGUAAAGAAGUCACGGUGAAGGAGGAUGAAAUCUUCCCCAUGAAUCCUCCAAAGUAUGACAAAAUUGAGGACAUGGCCAUGAUGACCCACCUCCACGAGCCCUCUGUGUUGUACAACCUCAAAGAGCGUUUCGCAGCAUGGAUGAUCUAUACAUACUCUGGGCUGUUCUGCGUCACUGUAAACCCCUACAAGUGGCUCCCAGUGUACGAUCAAAUUGUUGUCAAUGGAUACAGAGGCAAGAAGAGGAUUGAGGCUCCACCCCACAUCUUCUCCAUCUCUGAUAACGCCUAUCAGUUCAUGCUCCAAGAUCGUGAGAACCAGUCUAUCCUUAUUACUGGAGAAUCCGGUGCAGGAAAGACUGUAAACACCAAGCGUGUCAUCCAGUACUUUGCAACAAUUGCAGUGUCUGGAGGAAAGAAAGACUCGGGUGGGUCAUCUGGAAAAAUCCAGGGGUCACUGGAGGACCAGAUCAUUGCAGCCAACCCUCUACUGGAGGCCUAUGGUAAUGCCAAGACUGUGAGGAAUGACAACUCCUCCCGUUUUGGUAAAUUCAUCAGAAUCCAUUUUGGCUCAACUGGCAAACUGGCCUCUGCUGAUAUUGAGACUUAUCUGCUGGAGAAGUCAAGAGUGACAUUCCAGCUGUCUGCUGAGAGGAGCUACCAUAUCUUCUACCAAAUUCAGACUGGGCACAAGCCUGAGCUGAUUGAGGGCCUGCUUAUCACCCAAAACCCCUAUGAUUUCCCUAUGAUCAGCCAAGGUGAAAUCACUGUCAAGAGCAUCGAUGAUGUGGAGGAGUUUAUUGCUACUGAUACAGCCAUUGACAUCCUGGGCUUCAAUGCAGAGGAGAAACUUGGCAUCUACAAGCUCACUGGUGCUGUGAUGCAUCAUGGCAACAUGAAGUUCAAACAGAAGCAGAGAGAGGAGCAGGCUGAGCCUGACGGCAAUGAGGAGGCUGAUAAAAUCGCCUACCUCAUGGGCCUGAACUCUGCUGACAUGCUGAAGGCUCUUUGUUACCCAAGAGUGAAGGUCGGAAAUGAGUUUGUGACCAAAGGCCAAACUGUACCACAGGUGAACAACUCCGUAUCAGCUCUUUGUAAAUCAGUAUACGAGAAGAUGUUUUUGUGGAUGGUCAUUCGUAUCAAUGAGAUGUUGGACACCAAACAAGCAAGACAGUUCUUCAUUGGUGUGCUGGACAUUGCAGGAUUUGAGAUCUUUGAUUUCAACAGCUUGGAACAACUGUGUAUCAACUUCACCAACGAGAAACUGCAACAGUUCUUCAAUCACACCAUGUUUGUGCUUGAGCAAGAGGAAUACAAGAAAGACGGCAUUGUGUGGGAAUUCAUUGACUUUGGCAUGGAUCUGGCUGCCUGCAUUGAGCUUAUUGAGAAGCCACUGGGCAUCUUCUCCAUCCUUGAAGAGGAGUGCAUGUUCCCCAAGGCCUCAGAUCAGACCUUUAAGGGCAAGUUGUACGAUCAGCAUCUUGGUAAAACCAAGUGCUUUGAAAAACCCAAACCAGCAAAGGGUAAGGCAGAAGCCCACUUCUCCCUUGUGCACUAUGCUGGCACUGUGGACUACAACAUCAGUGGCUGGUUGGAUAAGAACAAGGACCCACUGAACGACUCUGUUGUGCAGCUUUACCAGAAGUCGGCAAUGAAAUUGCUCGCCUUCUUGUAUGCAUCCCACGGUGCUGCUGAAGCUGACAGUGGUGGAAAGAAGGGUGGUGGAAAGAAGAAGAAGGGUGGCUCCUUCCAGACGGUCUCUGCUCUAUUCAGGGAGAACUUGGGCAAGCUGAUGACCAAUCUGAGGAGCACCCAUCCUCACUUUGUGCGCUGCUUGAUUCCCAACGAGUCUAAGACUCCUGGUUUGAUGCAGAACUUCCUGGUGCUUCACCAACUGAGAUGUAAUGGUGUGCUGGAGGGUAUCAGAAUCUGCAGAAAGGGCUUCCCCAGCAGAAUCAUUUACGCUGACUUCAAGCAGAGAUACAAAGUGCUGAAUGCCAGUGUCAUCCCUGAAGGACAAUUCAUUGACAACAAGAAGGCUUCUGAGAAGCUCCUGGGUUCCAUUGAUGUGGAUCACACUCAGUACAUGUUUGGCCACACCAAGGUGUUCUUCAAAGCUGGUCUGCUGGGUGUCCUUGAAGAGAUGCGAGAUGAGAAGUUGGCAGUUCUGGUCACAAUGACUCAGGCGCUCUGCCGUGCUUACCUGAUGAGGAGAGAGUUUGUCAAGAUGAUGGAAAGGAGGGAAGCUAUCUACACCAUCCAGUACAAUAUCCGCUCAUUCAUGAGUGUGAAAAACUGGCCAUGGAUGGGAGUGUACUUCAAGAUCAAGCCACUUCUGAAGAGUGCAGAAACUGAGAAGGAACUGGCAGAAUUGAAGGAGCUCUAUGGGAAAACGAAGGCCGGCCUGGACGUUGCCCUUGCAAAGAAGAAGGAAUUAGAGGAAAAGAUGGUCUCCCUUCUCCAAGAAAAGAAUGACCUGCAGUUAGCUGUAGCAUCUGAAACUGAGUGCCUCUCAGAUGCAGAGGAGAGAUGUGAGGGACUUAUUAAGAGCAAAAUCCAGCUGGAGGCAAAACUCAAAGAGACAACCGAGAGGCUGGAGGAUGAGGAGGAGAUCAAUGCUGAGCUCACUGCUAAGAAGAGGAAACUGGAGGAUGAGUGCUCUGAGCUGAAGAAGGACAUUGAUGACUUGGAGCUUACCUUGGCCAAAGUGGAAAAGGAGAAACAUGCUACAGAAAACAAGGUUAAAAACCUGACAGAGGAGAUGGCAUCUCAGGAUGAACAAAUUGGCAAGUUGACCAAGGAAAAGAAAGCCCUUCAAGAGGCACACCAGCAGACUCUGGAUGAUCUUCAAGCAGAGGAAGACAAAGUCAACACUCUGACAAAAUCAAAGACCAAACUUGAACAACAAGUGGAUGACCUGGAGGGCUCAUUGGAGCAAGAGAAGAAACUCCGCAUGGACCUUGAAAGGGCCAAGAGGAAGCUUGAGGGUGAUCUCAAACUUAGUCAAGAAGCCAUAAUGGAUCUGGAGAAUGACAAGCAACAGUCUGAGGAGAAAAUCAAAAAGAAGGACUUUGAGAUAAGCCAGCAUCUCAGCAAGAUUGAAGAUGAGCAAUCACUUGGAGCUCAACUUCAAAAGAAGAUUAAAGAACUUCAGGCCCGCAUUGAAGAACUGGAAGAGGAAAUUGAAGCUGAGCGUGCUGCUCGGGCUAAAAUUGAGAAGCAAAGAGCUGAUCUCUCCAGGGAACUUGAGGAGAUCAGUGAGAGGCUUGAGGAGGCUGGUGGGGCCACUGCUGCUCAGAUUGAGAUGAACAAGAAGCGUGAAGCUGAGUUCCAGAAGCUGCGCCGUGAUCUUGAAGAGUCCACCCUGCAGCAUGAGGCUACCGCUUCUGCUCUUCGCAAGAAGCAGGCUGACAGCGUGGCCGAACUGGGAGAGCAGAUUGACAACCUUCAGCGUGUCAAACAGAAGCUGGAGAAGGAGAAGAGUGAAUACAAAAUGGAGAUUGAUGACCUCUCAAGUAAUAUGGAAGCUGUGGCUAAAGCCAAGGCAAACCUUGAAAAGAUGUGUCGCACCCUGGAGGACCAAAUGAGUGAAAUUAAAGCAAAGGCGGAUGAAAAUGCGCGCCAGCUUAAUGAUGCUAGCGCACAGAAGGCAAGGCUUACAACUGAAAAUGGUGAGUUUGCCCGUCAGCUUGAGGAGAAAGAGGCUCUUGUCUCUCAGCUGACCAGAGGAAAACAAGCUUAUGUCCAGCAAAUUGAGGAGUUGAAGAGAGGGGUUGAGGAGGAAGUGAAAGCCAAGAAUGCCCUGGCUCAUGCCGUCCAAUCAGCUCGUCAUGACUGUGACCUGCUCAGAGAACAGUAUGAGGAGGAGCAGGAGGCCAAGGCUGAGCUGCAGCGUGGAAUGUCCAAGGCCAACGGUGAAGUGGCUCAGUGGAGGGCCAAAUAUGAGACUGAUGCUAUCCAACGCACUGAGGAGCUGGAAGAAUCCAAGAAAAAGCUAGCACAGCGUCUCCAAGAUGCUGAGGAAUCAAUUGAGGCUGUUAACUCCAAAUGUGCCUCACUGGAGAAGACCAAACAGAGACUUCAGGGUGAAGUGGAGGACCUCAUGAUUGACGUGGAGCGUGCAAAUGCACUGGCUGCAAAUCUUGACAAGAAGCAAAGGAACUUUGACAAGGUUCUGGCAGAAUGGAAGCAGAAGUUUGAGGAAGGCCAGGCUGAGCUGGAAGGCGCUCAGAAAGAAGCUCGCUCUCUCAGCACAGAGCUCUUCAAGAUGAAGAACUCAUAUGAAGAGGCCCUGGAUCAUCUGGAGACCCUGAAGAGGGAGAAUAAGAACUUACAGCAGGAAAUUUCUGAUCUCACUGAGCAACUUGGUGAAACUGGUAAGAGCAUUCAUGAGCUUGAGAAGGCUAAGAAGACCGUGGAGACGGAGAAAUCAGAAAUUCAAACCGCACUUGAAGAGGCAGAGGGUACACUUGAGCAUGAAGAGUCCAAGAUCCUUCGUGUUCAGCUGGAGCUUAACCAGGUGAAAGGUGAGGUUGACAGGAAGCUGGCUGAGAAGGAUGAGGAGAUGGAGCAGAUCAAGAGGAACAGCCAAAGGGUUAUUGAUACCAUGCAGAGCACUCUAGACUCUGAGGUCAGGAGCAGAAAUGAUGCACUGAGAGUCAAGAAGAAGAUGGAGGGAGACCUUAAUGAGUUGGAGGUUCAGCUCAGCCAUGCCAAUCGCCAGGCAGCUGAAUCUCUGAAGCAGCUCAGGACUGUCCAAGGACAACUUAAGGAUGCCCAACUGCACCUUGAUGAGGCUGUGAGAGGACAAGAUGACAUGAAGGAGCAGGUUGCCAUGGUGGAGCGCAGGAAUGGCCUCAUGGUGGCUGAGAUUGAGGAGCUGAGAGCUGCUCUAGAGCAAACAGAGAGGAGCCGCAAAGUGGCCGAGCAGGAACUGGUGGAUGUCAGUGAGCGUGUUGGGCUACUGCAUUCACAGAAUACUAGUCUCCUUAGCACCAAGAAGAAGCUGGAGGGUGACCUUGUCCAGGUUCAGGGUGAGGUUGAUGACACUGUUCAAGAGGCCAGAAAUGCAGAAGACAAGGCCAAGAAGGCCAUCACUGAUGCUGCUAUGAUGGCAGAGGAACUGAAGAAAGAACAGGACACCUGUGCUCAUCUGGAGAGGAUGAAGAAGAACCUGGAGGUCAAUGUGAAGGACCUGCAGCACCGCCUGGAUGAGGCUGAGAAUCUAGCCAUGAAGGGUGGAAAGAAACAACUCCAGAAACUUGAGUCCAGGGUACGCGAGCUGGAAGGUGAGGUCGAUGCAGAACAAAGACGUGGAGCUGAUGCCGUGAAAGGUGUUCGCAAAUAUGAGAGAAGAGUCAAGGAACUCACCUACCAGACUGAGGAGGACAAGAAAAAUGUCACCAGACUGCAGGAUCUGGUGGACAAACUUCAGAUGAAAGUCAAGGCCUACAAGAGGCAGGCUGAGGAAGCUGAGGAGCAGGCCAACACUCACCUGUCCAGGUUCAGGAAGGUGGCGCAUGAACUUGAGGAGGCUGCAGAGCGUGCUGACAUUGCUGAGUCCCAGGUCAACAAGCUGAGGGCCAAGAGCCGUGAUACUAGCAAGGGCAAAGAGGAGUGACCAGUAAGGACGAUGUAAAUUAAAAGGGAUUCAUAUAAUAUGACAUCCUUAAUAAAGCUAUUUAUACAAUACCACACCUGUCUUUAUCAUGCUUUCAUUUCUAUUAAUAAACAAUGUUUUCCAGGUAUCAGUGCAGUGUUGAAUGUGUAUAUUGUAUUUUUUAAGUUUGCAGAAGUUCAAUUGUUUUGAAUGAUAUGAUCAUCUGAAAUGCUUAAGUGACACUGUAUAACAGGCUAUGAUAAGCAAAUGCAACUACCAACUACCUAGAACUGAAACGGGCAGCCGUGGCUUAGUGGUUAGAGAGUUGGUCUUUCAAUCUAGGGGUUGCAGUUUCUAAUUUCCUCUGACCUCUCCCUACAUCUCCAUCCAUGGCUGAAGUGCCCUUGAGCAAGGCACCUAACCCCACAUUGCUCCAGGCACUGUAACCAAUACCCUGACAAAUAAUAACUGUAAGUCGCUUUGAAUAAAUGAAAGCGUAAUUUCUAACUGCAAUGUAAUAAUGUAUAGCAUUCUGAGGUCAAUAUGAUGUAAAAAAGUAUAGUGGGGAUGAGUUAUAUUACUGUUAUCACUCAAAUUCUUGUCAUGUGGCAUUUUUGUUUGGGGGGGGGGGGCAUGAUAGGCUAUCCUGGCUCCGCCUAAUAUCAAUUGAGCUAGAUAACUUAUCUCAACCCAGGACAUAAAACUCUAUAUGGGCUCUGCCACUGUCACCACAAAUAAGGUUGCAAAAAAACUGGGUGUCAUGAUUGAUGACCAUCUAGCAAUCUCUGACCACAUUGCCUCAUUUGCCCAGUCUUGUCGCUUCUUUUUGCUCAAUGUCAAAAAAGGAGACCAUGCCUGAUUUAAUAGGCCACUCUGGUAGAGACUAUUGUGUAGUAGGCCAUGGUCAUCUGACACAUCUUUCACCUUGACUACUACAACUUCCAAGUUCCUCCUGACUGGCCUUCAAGCUUGUAAAAUAAAACGGGAGCGUGUCUAUGUUCCCACAUCCCAUUGGUCCCACAUCCCUAAGACUUUUGACAUUAUUUUUUAGGCCCAUUGGUCCCACAUCCCAUUGGUCCCACAGCAUCAUCCUGCUGCUCCAUGUUCCCACAUUUCUGAGAAUUAAUUCAAGUUUAGGCCCUAUGUUCCAAAGGCACGUUCCCUUAGUUUACGCGGAAAUGUGGGAAUAUUGAGGGAACAUUGAGAGAACAUAUGGCCUACUGUAUAUUUGAACAAUUUCUUAAAAAUGUGGGAGCAUGGAGCGGCAGGGAUAAGCUGUGGGACCAUUGGGCUGUGGGAUCAAUGGACAGUGGGAACAAUGGGCUGUGGGAACAUACAGUUGAGCUGACCCCAAAUAGGACCUUUGAAAAUGAUUCAGAACGUGGUGAUGCACUGGGUAUUUACCCAACCCUAGGGUUUUAUCAACCUGCAUUGGGACAGGUGUCUUCUCAAAUUAAAGACAAAGCUCUGACUAUUACCUACAGUACAAAAGGUGCAGCAGGUUCUUCUCUGGCUUAUCUAAUGGCUAUACUAAAGCCCUUCGGGACAUUAUGGUCCUCCAAUACCAACUGUUAUAGCAUUGUCCUCUAUUCACACAAUGCGGUCCCAGUCCAAAUGCUUUUCUGUCAUUGUCCCUCAAUGGUGGAAUAAGCUACAAGUUGCCACAAGAAUAGGGCCAUCCCCUUCAACUUUUGACUUAGUCCGAGAUAGCUGCCCUGCAUAAGAACGCUAACACUACUCAUCCAAAAUCCUCUACAAAUCCUGUGCCCUCACUUUGUCCUGCCUGCGGACACUGUAGGUAGGUAGGCCUACUGCACACUUUGUUUAUUGCUGCACUGUUUUGCUCUGCUUUACUUGUUUAGCAGUACUGCGAUCUUCUGUUCUGUGUUCCCCCCAUACUAUGCACUUGCUAGGCUAUGUAUCAUCCUUGUAAGUGGAUAAAAAAGCAUCUACGUACAGUAUAAUGUAAUGUAAAAGUAGCAUUGCUAAUUUCCUUCCCAACUUACUAAGUCCAAAAUACAAAGAAACAAUUUAACUGUGUCUUGAAACCAUUGUUCCGUCGUACACACAUUCCAAAGUUUACGACUUUGCGUUUCUCUGAAAUUAAGUUUAAGCAAAAUUCAAGAUUCGACUCUUUAGUAGUAGUGGUAGAGUAGUAGAGUAGAGUGCUUUAUUGUCACUAUAUAGAUACAGUGAGAUAAUGUUUGGAAGCAACCCACAGAUGGCCACAAAAUUAGAGAUAUAUUAACAGUAUAACUAAUAUAAUGUGAUAAGAAAAUAUUAAGCUAUAAAAUACGCAAUCAACUGAUGAUUCAGAGCAAGUGCAGGAUUCAAGUAUUCACAUGUCCACACACACACACACACACACACACACACACACAC